AGCACAUGGCAUACUGUAUAUAAACUACUUAAGCUACUUUCUAAUUUGUGAAAAAAUUUUGUUUUAAAGAUGCCGAAAUCAAAGAGGGAUAAAAAAAUUUCUCUCACUAAAACUGAUAGAAAAGGUUUAGUCUUAAAGCAGAGGAUUAUGGAAGAUGUUAAGAAAUGUGUAGAAGAAUACAGUCGUAUAUUUCUAAUCUCUAUUCAAAAUACACGCAACACUAAACUUUUUGAUUUACGUGCUGAAUGGAAAGACAGUAAACUUUUCUUUGGAAAGCUCAGUAUAAUUGCACUAGGUCUUGGAAAAUCUAAAGAAACCGAGAUUGCAGAAGGUAUACAUAAAUUAGCUAAUGCAUUGAAGAAUUACUCGAUGAAAGGCCAGUGCGGUCUAUUAUUUACUAAUAGACCAAAGAAACAGGUAAUAGAAUGGGCAGAGAGCUAUGAAGAAAUGGAAUAUGCUCGUUCUGGAUUUGUAACACCUGAAACAGUAGACUUACCUGAAGGUCCUCUGCCACAGUUUCAACAUAGCAUGGAGCCACAAUUAAGACAAUUGGGUAUGCCUACAUCAUUGAAAAAAGGAGUUAUUACUUUGAUUAAACCAUUCACAGUUUGUAAAAAGGAUGAAGCACUGACACCGGAACAAGCACAAAUCCUGAAAUUAUUAGGCAAACCACUAGCGGUUUUUAAAUUAUUACUUUUGGGAGUAUACACAGAAAAACAUGGUUUUAAGAAACUUACGAUACCAGAUGACACAAAAGAGAACGAUGAAGAAGAAAUGGAUGUGGAGAAUAAUGAUGAUACAUAAAAUUUAUAUGUAUUGUAGUUUUAGAA
Molecule: messenger RNA, 830 nt
Organism: Cyphomyrmex costatus
Lineage: Eukaryota; Metazoa; Arthropoda; Insecta; Hymenoptera; Formicidae
Gene: RpLP0-like
Product: ribosomal protein LP0-like
Exons: 4
Coding region: 70-804 (244 amino acids)
Biological process (GO): ribosomal large subunit biogenesis; ribosomal large subunit assembly; nuclear-transcribed mRNA catabolic process
Cellular component (GO): nucleolus; preribosome, large subunit precursor
Molecular function (GO): RNA binding
Source: RefSeq, a predicted model, not a curated record